Messenger RNA from Aspergillus nidulans FGSC A4, 843 nucleotides. RefSeq names its product WW domain binding protein 11. NCBI's taxonomy places the organism in Eukaryota, Fungi, Ascomycota, Eurotiomycetes, Eurotiales, Aspergillaceae. The coding region runs from base 1 to 843 and encodes 280 amino acids. The record is from RefSeq and is a predicted model, not a curated record. Gene Ontology annotation, biological process: RNA processing. The transcript has a single exon.
AUGGCUAAAGAUAAGGAGCGUUCGAUCAACCCGGCGGCCGCGCAGCGGAAACUAGAAAAACAGAAGAGUCUCAAAAAAAGCAAGGCUGAAGCGCUUGCCCGCCGAAAUGAGAAGCUGGCCCGUCGCAAUCCAGAGCGCAUCCAGCGGCAAAUCAACGAGCUGAAGGAAAUGGAACAGUCGGGACAGAGCCUGCGACCACGUGAGAAACAGAUCUUGGAAGCUCUCGAACGGGAUUUGCGGGCCGUGCUGAAGGCCCGUGAAGCUUUGGGCGAUAAGGCACCCAAGUUCGCGAGCUCACAGCACCAGCGGGGUGACGAUCAUCCGCGGGAACGGAGGGACGGUGGGGUACUGGGGAAGCGAAGACGGGAUAACCAUGGACGCUUUGGAGACCAAGAUAGUGACAGCAGCGAGACGGACGAAGAAGUUCGGAGGAUACCCAUGCCACGGGAUACCCCCCCGCCUAUCCCACGCGAGUACCAGAGAAGGAAAGAGGCAAAUGCAGGCGGCCAGGCUCGCGGGCCUCAUCCUCUCCCGGCGAAACCUCUGGUAACAGAAUCGAAGACUGUUUACGAGGCAAAGCCCGAAAUUCGCGACCUACGAAAAGAAGCCGUCAGCAAAUUCAUCCCAGCCGCAGUCAGAGUCAAGAAAGAAUCAAUACGAGGCCAGGGCAAGCUGUUAGAGCCGGAAGAGCUGGACCGGCUAGAAAAGGCCGGGUACAACGCCGGCCCCGCAGAAACGACCACCACCGCCGAUGAACAGUCCAGACUCCUGGAAGAAGAACGACGGUUUGACCAAGAACUCAAGUCCGUCCAAAUCGAAGAAGUUGAAGACGAGGAAGCAUGA